GUUGGAGAGCUACUGGUUGUCAACUGCAGGUUCAGUGUUGGAGAGCGGAGAAGACAGGAGUGCCCUGAAACAUGAGUCAAACGGCUGCCAUCACGAGCCAACUGGCUGCCACAAAGAUAGCAGAUGCCACCCUUAAGGACUCGGAAAACAAGCCAGAGGCGGUGAAAAACUCCACCGAAAUGAUGACUAACGGUGCCACCUCUGAACAAGAGCAGGAAUUCGCCGAUCCUUUUUGCAAUGCCGAUAAUCCUCAGAUAAUUACCUUUCAAGAUGUUACUUCGGCAGCCUUCAAAAUAAAGAAGGGAAUCGAGUACACGCCUUGUCCGAAAUCGCACCUGUCCGAGAUGGUCGAUAUGGACAUUUAUCUGAAGAAGGAGUUCCUGCAGUUCACCGGUAGCUUUAAAGAACGUGGAGCUCGAUACGCUCUAAUAAUGCUGUCCGAAGAGCAGAAGAAGAGGGGAGUUAUUUCUGCUUCGUUGGGAAAUCAUGCUCAGGGUCUAAGUUAUCAUGGUUGGAAGUUGGGUAUUCCUGUGACCGUCGUGAUGCCUUCCAAGGCUUCCCUAAUGAAAAUUCAAAAGUGUCGCAACUAUCAGGCCACAGUCAUUGUGAAGGGUGUUGAUAUGGGCGAGGCAAAAAAGAUUGCACUCCGGAUGGCGCACGAAACGGGUCUGACGUACAUCAACGGGUAUGACCACCCGCAUAUCAUGGCCGGCCAGGGCACUAUCGGACUGGAAAUUGCGGAACAAGUAAGCAACGUCGAUGCCGUGGUGGUUCCAGUCGGAGGAGGAGGACUCAUCGCCGGGAUUGCCACUGCCAUUAAGAACUUAAGCCCGCAAACCAAAAUCAUUGGUGUGGAGUCGGAAAAGUGUCCCAGUUUCACAAAGGCACUGGAAAACAAAGCUCCAAUAUAUACUCCCAACGAGGCAACGCUGGCUGACGGUUUGGCAGUACCGCAAGUCGGUUAUAAUGCAUUCGCCACGACCGUUCCGUUGUUGGACAAAAUGAUAGUGGUGAAGGAAGAGUGGAUUGCUUUGGCCAUUUUGCGAUUAGUCGAGCUGGAAAAAUGUGUAGUGGAGGGAGCCGGAGCUUCAGGAUUAGCAGCAAUUCUCGCCGGCCAUUUGGACGAGUUCAAGGGAAAGAGAGUUGUCCUGUUGGUUUGCGGUGGAAACAUUGACACUACCAUAUUCGGUCGAUGCUUGGAACGAGGUAUGGCUGCCGAGGGUCGAUUGCAAAGAUUCACCGUACGGGUCAGCGAUGCACCUGGAGGGGUUUCAAAGUUGUGCAACCUGUUGGCUAAUCUGGGUGUUUCUAUUAAAGAUAUAAUGCACGAACGUGCCUUCAUUCGCGAUGUGAACUCUGUCGAGGUCAAAGUGAUUUGCGAGACUCGUGACUGGCAGCAUUCACAGGAGAUGCGGAAAAUGCUGCAGGAGACAUACCAGGAAGUUUACUUCUACGAGAUGCCAAUGGCUAUUUGAGCAACGUGUGGUGGUGCCAGUCUGUUGAAACUGAAACAAUAGAAGAACGGAAGAGCCGUUCAGCUGCAAUGCACUGCAAUAGUGAAUUUGUACUAGAGACCGAUGGAACAAAAAGCGAAUAAACCACUUUUCUGUUGUCUUCCAUUA
Messenger RNA from Aedes aegypti (yellow fever mosquito), 1622 nucleotides. Its product is annotated as L-threonine dehydratase catabolic TdcB. Gene Ontology annotation, molecular function: threonine deaminase activity; L-serine ammonia-lyase activity. Gene Ontology annotation, biological process: L-serine catabolic process; L-threonine catabolic process. The record is from RefSeq and is a predicted model, not a curated record. Lineage: Eukaryota; Metazoa; Arthropoda; Insecta; Diptera; Culicidae. Bases 72 to 1475 code for a protein of 467 amino acids. The transcript has 9 exons.